Molecule: messenger RNA, 1662 nt
Organism: Arachis stenosperma
Lineage: Eukaryota; Viridiplantae; Streptophyta; Magnoliopsida; Fabales; Fabaceae
Exons: 4
Coding region: 1-1662 (553 amino acids)
Source: RefSeq, a predicted model, not a curated record
AUGUUUGAUAACAAAUCUGGUAUACAUGAUGAUAGUUUAGAAGGUGCUCAUAGAGGAACUUUUGGUGAAGGCUCUAGUAGAGGAGGCUUCAAUGCAAGCAGAGGCGAUUUUCAUGACAAAAAUGGCCUCAGUGGAAGCAGAGAUAAUUGUUUGGUGGCCGAUUUCAAUCUAAAAGAAGAGGUAAUGGCUCAUAUGAGAGGAUUUAGUGCCAGAUUUGAUAAAGGUUUUAGAGGCACUGAGAACAACAGCUACAACAGCUAUCACAGCAACAACAGUAAUAGGUAUGUGCAUCAAGCAACUGCGAAUCUGAGCAAUGUGAUUGUCAUACUAACAACAGUUGAUGAUCCUAGCUGGUAUCCAGAUAGUGGUGCAACACAUCACAUGACAUCAAAUCCUCAGAAUAUCUUGGAGCAACAAGAAUAUGGAGGCUCAGAGAAAGUUGUAGUUAGUGAUGGUUCAGGUUUGCAUAUUCAUCACGUAGGAAAGUCUAUUUUAAAAUCAAAUUUGAGUGCUCGAACUUUCUUGCUAAGCAAACUGUUGCAUGUCCCUAAUAUCACUAAGAAUAUCUUAAAUGUGUAUCAAUUUUGUUAUGAUAAUGGAGUUUACUUUGAGUUUCAUGCUAAUGGCUGCUAUGUGAAAUCACAGGAAACCAGUGAAUUACUCCUCCAAAGAGGAGUGAAAAAUGGCCUCUAUAAGUUUUUCAAUGUGACAACUAUUUAUAAUAAUCCUCAAGCAUUGAUUUUAGUAGUCAAUGCAGAUAAGUUCUUGCUAUGGCAUGCAAGACUAGGACAUGCCAAUAAUCAUGUAGUAGCUACUGUACUUAGGAGCUGUAAUGUUCCUUUUGUUGUAAAUGAGACAAUGUGUUAUGCUUGCUGUAUUGGCAAAUCACAUCAACUGCUAUUUCCUAUUUCUGAGAUAAUGUAUCAAGAACAUUUGGAGCUGGUUUAUUCAGAUAUAUGGGGACCAGCUCCUAUUUCUGAUAGUUACAAAAAUAGAUACUUUGUUAAUUUCAUUGAUGCGUGUACUAAAGAUUUGCAGGCUAAAGGCAUUAUUCACAGAUUUUUGUAUCUUCAUGUACAUCAGCAGAAUGGUAAUGCUGAGAGAAAGCAUAGACAAGUUGUUGGAAUGGGAUUAACCUUGUUAGCUGCAGCAGGUUACAAGUGCCUUACCAAUGCUAGCAAGGUUAUUAUCACAAGACAUGUGGUGUUUUCAGAAAAUAUUUUUCCCGUCAAAGAUACUAACUCUUCCUUUGCCAAAUUGCUUGUCAUUAAUCUCUCUUUAGAGGCUCCUCCAACAAUGUCAACAAUUCCAUCUAUCCCUAGAGUCCCAGUUCAUAUUAAUCUCACUCCUACACCACCUUCUCCAAUUCUAAUAGCUCCGGCUAGUCAUACUCCAUCCUUCUCUUCAACAUCUUCUCAUUUCUCUCAUUCUUCUCAUUUACAACUAGUAUCAUCCACUCCUAUUCCUAUUCCUAUAUCAGACUCUGAGAUUGUCUUGCCAGCUGUUGAUGAACAAUAUCCUCAGCCUCAACCCUUUAACUCACAUCCAAUGGUGACUCGUGCUAAAGCUGGCAUCCACAAACUUCGAGUCUUUCAUGCAAAGCUUCUCUUAGCAAUCCAUAAUGGAAGGAAGCCAUGGAUGUUGAGUGCAAUGUACUUAUGA